CUUGGCCUUUGUUUGCUAGUUGUAACGGCGACGACUUUCUAAUAGAAGCUUGGAAAUCUGGUGAUACAAGAACAUUCAUAUCCCACCAAAACAUAAUCAAAUUACCUGUUCCAGGGCCAAAUACGAAGAAACAAAGAUUUUGGAAUGUCAAAGAAAUGAAUACAUUGCGCGAUAGCCUGGCCAGCAUUCCUGGUGCUGUGCAAAAUUUAGCCACAGCUGCAUCGAACUACUAUGUGGCAGCUAGAAAUAGUCAAGGUCAAAACGAUUCUUUGUCUACAGCAGCGGAAGAUCGUCUGAGUGCGUCAUCUACACCAACAACAGAGUCCUUGCAUAGUUUUAACGAAAUCGAUUCUGCGUCAGGAGCCAUACUAGUGAGUGAAAAAUCUUUGCCCAUACCGGCUUCAUUGGUUAAGGAGCAGUGGCGUUUGAUAUUUAACUCUGAGGCCAGUGUUCAAGAUCUGCAGGAAGCCAUCAACCAUUGCAAAGAUUUGGUGCUGAUUUCCGAGGAGAAUAGUGAAGAACGUAGAUGGCUGGUUAGGCAUUUGGUGGACCUCAGGUAUUCCCUGGAAGAAUUACAAGAGGCUCAAAGCGAUAAACUGGAGGUGGGACCAACAGUUAAGACGGUUGUGGGUCAUCACUUUACAGCGCGUCAAAGAGGCAUUGGCAAAACACUACCCUUACCCACCCAGCGAAAUUAUUGUGAUUAUUGCACGGGCAUUAUUUGGAGUGUGGUCCAGGCAUCCUAUUUUUGUACCGACUGUCGUUAUAUGGCCCAUCAAAAAUGUGUUGACAAAGUUACUAGAGUGUGCGCACAUGUUAUAGCUUCCGAACGCCAAUAUCCCAUUUUGGAAAUUUGUCCCGAAAUUGGUCUGGCUGCCCAACAAUACAAGUGCAUGGAAUGUCAAACGUUGCUUAAUUGCACCUUGCAUACAACCAUACAAUGUUUUGGAAGAAAAUCCAAACCUGAAAACUCCUGGAUUGAACCAAGACUAUGUGAUUAUACAGGUCUGUAUUUCUGUCCUUCGUGCCAUUGGAAUGAUCAGAGUGUGAUUCCAGCUCGUGUUGUACAUAAUUGGGAUUUUUUGCCUCGAAAAGUUUCCCGUUCAGCCUUGCAAGAAAUCCAGUUAUUUCUGGAUAAACCUUUGAUACGUCUUGAAGAAGCCAAUCCGAAGUUAUUUGUCUUCCUUGAAAAAUUGGCCACGGUAAAGAAACUACGUACAAAUCUGGUAUAUAUGAGAAAAUAUUUGUCAGAAUGUCGGCAGGCAUUGGAAGAUAAGAUACUAGAAACUCAAAUAGGUCAUCGUCGUUACCUAAUACAGUCCAAUGAAUUAUAUUCCAUCAACGAUCUGGAACAAACUGAAAAUGGUACACUAGCAGAUUAUCUCCAUAAAGUCUUCAAUUGUUUCGACAAGCAUAUACGCAGCUGUUCCAUGUGCAUGGCCAAGGCCUACAUCUGUGAAAUUUGUAGCAAUGACGAAGUUAUAUUUCCCUUCGAUGAUGGUUGCAUUAUUUGUGACAUGUGUAAUUCUAUAUAUCAUCGUGUUUGUAUGACUCGUAAAAAUAUGAUUUGUCCAAAAUGUGUUCGUGUCCAAGAAAGACGAUUACAAAGGGAACGAAGUAUAGAAAGUAAAGAGAAUAAUGAAAAUAAUCCAAAUAAUGCUAGACCUAACGAUAUAUAACUUUUAAUAAUAUAUAUUUGUUCAUGUGAUGUUUGUAUAUAAAUAAGAAUAUAUACAGACGUGUGGUAUAGAAAGUAUAUUUUUUGUAAUGUAAGCUUUAAUGUGUAAUACUAAUUUUUACUUCUUAACUAUAAAUAAAUAUGUAUAUAACUUAAUCUAACCUAUAAA
Messenger RNA from Musca domestica (house fly), 1847 nucleotides. It is a transcript of the gene DEF8, whose product is annotated as differentially expressed in FDCP 8 homolog. NCBI's taxonomy places the organism in Eukaryota, Metazoa, Arthropoda, Insecta, Diptera, Muscidae. The record is from RefSeq and is a predicted model, not a curated record. The transcript has 4 exons. The coding region runs from base 156 to 1679 and encodes 507 amino acids.